AUGGUAGGCGGCAAAGAUGAAGCCAAACUGGCUGAUUCCCCGAACCCUCCUAAGCAGAGUCAACAAUCGUCGGACGGAUCUAUCCCACAGCCUCUACAGGGUCUACCCUCCGAUCACUCCUCUGCUCAAGGAACUCCCUCCAGCCAGAAUUCUGGUAGACCUCUUCCACCUAUUCCACCUCGCCAGCCAUUCGUCCGUCUGCCGCUCUGCACACACAGCGUGGUGGAACGACAGUUUUCCGUGAACCCCUAUGAGCAGUGCGAGUCUUGCGGUAGGAUUCCUUUCCUCGGGUCGUUCUUCGUCUGUGUCGAAGACACCUCGGGUUUCUCUGACCCAUUGGAUCCCAUCCGAGGCCCAUUUCUCAGUCCCUGGAUUUUGAAAGCGAUUGAAACCGGACAAUACACGGAGGAAGAACGAGAGGUGUUGAUUCAGCAAAAGUUGCGCGUCCUGACCAUGGCUGACAUGGAGAGAGCUCCGAGUCCUUCGAUCUCCAUGCUGGAAGCCGAGUACGGGGCUGGAGAAGCUGCCAUGCAGCAGACCGGACAGACCGCAUCUUCUCCUGCAAGCCCUGGCGGAUCAACGGCUGACCUGUUCCCGCAUCCGCUGCCACCGCUGCCGUGCAUCCUCAGAGCCUGUCGUCACUGCGAGCGUCGGUUCACCAAUCUGGAGGAGCGCUCCUGGGCCAGCAUCAACGAGGUCUGCAACGAUCCCGCCAUCGGGCCUCCCGCUGCGUUUGAGCUGGCAGGCAGGCCGGUUUCUGAUGCCAAUAUCGUCCGGAACUUGGGUCUGCGUUCAUGUGCAGCUCCUGGUCCCACCGAAGACUGCGCGGAAGACAGCGGACAGGAAGGCCUGGGCAGUUUGUUUGAAUUUCAGAUCGAUCUCAACGGGGAUGACCUGUCUAGUCUUUUCAACAAGACAUUAGAGACUGUGGAAGCGGGUGACAUCAAACAGGUGGAUUCUGCUGACAUUGGCGCCGAUGAAUCGAACUCAAGCAGACUUAUCGGACUGGAAAUGAACGAUGAAUCAGAGACAGGCGGUGAUAAAGAAAUUGAUGCAGGAGGAGUGUCACUGCGGUGA
Molecule: messenger RNA, 1077 nt
Organism: Aspergillus affinis
Lineage: Eukaryota; Fungi; Ascomycota; Eurotiomycetes; Eurotiales; Aspergillaceae
Exons: 1
Coding region: 1-1077 (358 amino acids)
Source: RefSeq, a predicted model, not a curated record